AAUCAAAGUCCCUCAGAAGAGCUCUGCUGCUGGACAAACGCAGCUCUUAUACCAUGAAUGCACUCUUCUUUCUCACAGCGCUGGUGCUUUGGCCUGAUGCAGCUCAUGCACACCGCAGCGCUCUCAAUGACUUCCAGCGGACUGAGGGGAGAGAGCUGGUUCUGAAGUCCUGGAACGUAAACCGUCUGACUGAACUUCCGGGAAUCACUUUGGAGGAUUGUGCUAAACGCUGCACUGAGAGUCCAGAAUGCAGAGCUUUCAAUUAUGAGUUUCGUCCGUCGGUGGUGUGUAAGCAUCUGCCCUGGGUGGGCGACGGAGUCAAUGCAGACGUCAAGAGAAACGUGAACUGUGACCUAUACGAGAUGAAAGUCUAUGUAAGGAAAUGCAUCGUGGGUAAAGGAGAAGACUAUCGAGGGAAAGUGUCGACGACUAUGAAAGGACGAACGUGUCAACAGUGGUGGUCGAAAUUCCCUCAUGACCACAGAUGGACUCCGUCUGCUACUAAUGGCCUGGAGCUGAACUAUUGUCGUAAUCCGGAUGGCGACCGCAUCGGGCCCUGGUGCUACACAACUGACCCUGAACGCAGAUAUGAGAGCUGCGACAUCCCUCAGUGCAAAGACGAGGUGUGCAUCACAUGUAAUGGUGAAGAUUACAGAGGUCAGGUGGAUCACACGGUGAGCGGUAAAGAGUGUCAGAGAUGGGACCAGCAGUAUCCUCAUCAACACAUCUACCAGCCAGAAAAAUAUCCUGAUAAAAGUUUGGAUGAUAACUAUUGCCGUAACCCGGACGCGUCUCCGGUGCCCUGGUGCUACACCACUGACGAGACGGUGGAGAGAGAGAGCUGUGAUAUACGCAAGUGCCCCGAGUCUCCCAAGCGGCGUCUUCGCUCCGGCUACACCACUAACUGUUUUCGGGGUCGUGGAGAGGAUUACAGGGGCAAAGUCAACGAAACAACCUCUGGAAUCCCUUGUCAGCGCUGGGACGCACAGAAACCCCACGAACACCCGUUCUUCCCCAAAACCUACGAGUGCAAGGGUCUGGAGGAGAACUACUGCCGUAACCCGGACGGCUCGGAGGCGCCCUGGUGUUUCACGUCUAUCUCUGAUAUGAGGACGGCUCUGUGUCUUCAGAUCAAGCGCUGCGCGGAUGACAUUGAGGCCGAGGAUUGCUAUAAUGAAAUCGGCAAAAACUAUCGGGGUGUUGUCCGCAAGACACGUAAAGGUAUUCUCUGCCAGAAAUGGAGCGUCAAUACACCUCACAAAACCAAGAUAAACCCCCAAACACACCCAGAGGCCAAUCUGACCGACAACUACUGCAGGAACCCAGAUGGAGACCACCACGGACCCUGGUGCUACACCUCUGACCCCAAAACUGAAUUUGACUACUGUGCCAUCAAGCAGUGUGCUGGGGAGAAAGUGCCAAUCAUCGGGCCAACAACGGAGGUUGUGUUUAACGAGUGUGGAAAGCGUGACGACCGUCGUGUCAAGUCCAAGUUAAGAAUAGUGGGCGGCACACCUGGAAACUCUCCCUGGACCGUCAGCCUUAGAGACCGGAAAGGCAAUCACUUCUGUGGAGGUUCUCUGGUCAAUUCUGAAUGGGUCAUCAGCACCAAACAAUGCUUUUCUUCCUGUUACGUGGAUCUCACAGGAUAUAGUGCUAUGAUGGGCACCUUGUUCCGUGAUCCAAAGGAAGGAGAUCCAGAUAGACAAACCAUUGCUCUCACCAAGAUCGUCUGCGGCCCGUCUGAAUCACACCUGGUCAUGCUUCAGCUAGAAACGCCUGCCCAGUUUAAUGAUCGUGUGUCUCAAAUCUGUCUUCCUCCUGAGCGCUACAUCGUGCCAGAGGGGACCGUCUGUGAAAUUGCUGGUUGGGGAGAAACAAAAGGAAAGGGGGAUGAAACUGUUCUGAAUGUGGCUCAGAUGCCCGUACUGAGCAAUAAAGACUGUAACCCAUAUUUCAAGGGUCGUGUCCGUGAGAAUGAGAUGUGCACCAUGCCUUUCCAGGCUGGAGUGGGCGCCUGUGAGAGAGACUACGGUGGCCCUCUGGCCUGUCAGAACAGCGACUGUUGGGUUCUGGAGGGGGUCAUCAUACCCAUGCGCCGCUGCGGACACUCGGGACAGCCAAACAUCUUCAUCCGUGUGUCUGUGUAUGUGGAUUGGAUUAAGAAGGUCAUGGAGAUGACCUAGCUAGACCUGCUCAUAACGCAACACAACACAACACACACAUGACAGCAGCAUGACUUUACAAGACAUUUCACACUGCCUCAUCUUCAUAUAUAUAUAUAUAUAUAUAUAUAUAUAUAUAUACUGUAUAUAUAUAUAUGUAUAGAUACACUGCUCAAAAAAUAAAGGGAACACUAAAGU
This is a messenger RNA of Pimephales promelas (fathead minnow), 2363 nucleotides long. It is a transcript of the gene mst1, whose product is annotated as macrophage stimulating 1. NCBI's taxonomy places the organism in Eukaryota, Metazoa, Chordata, Actinopteri, Cypriniformes, Leuciscidae. The record is from RefSeq and is a predicted model, not a curated record. Gene Ontology annotation, molecular function: serine-type endopeptidase activity; receptor tyrosine kinase binding. Gene Ontology annotation, biological process: proteolysis; regulation of receptor signaling pathway via JAK-STAT.